Molecule: messenger RNA, 2109 nt
Organism: Cavia porcellus (domestic guinea pig)
Lineage: Eukaryota; Metazoa; Chordata; Mammalia; Rodentia; Caviidae
Gene: Tbxas1
Product: thromboxane A synthase 1
Exons: 15
Coding region: 161-1807 (548 amino acids)
Molecular function (GO): heme binding; monooxygenase activity; iron ion binding
Source: RefSeq, a predicted model, not a curated record
UCACUUUCUGAGAAAGAGCACAUUUUGGGGACUCACUUGAGGUGACGUGCUCGUGGCUGCCUGUAUCUUCCUCCUCUGCCUGCAGAUCAGAGCUCAAUUAGGGGCAGGGACAUCAGCCACCCUCUUUCACAUCUGACACAUCUGGGGUCUCAGGGGAGCCAUGGAAGUCUUGGACUUUCUCAAACUGCAAGUCAAUGGCCUCAUGGUGGCAGUGGCCCUGUCUGUGGCUCUCGUGGCCCUCCUGAAGUGGUACUCCACAUCGGUAUUCUCAACACUGGAAAAGCUGGGCAUCAGACAUCCUAAGCCUUCUCCUUUCAUUGGAAACUUGACCUUCUUCCGCCAGGGUUUUUGGGAUGGCCAGCUGGAACUCAGAAAAUUGUAUGGCCCUCUAUGUGGGUAUUAUCUUGGUCGUCGGAUGUAUAUUGUUAUUUCUGAGCCAGACAUGAUCAAGCAGGUGCUGGUUGAGAACUUCAGUAAUUUUACCAACAGAAUGGCAUCAGGUCUGGAGCCCAAGCCAGUAGCCAACAGCAUUCUCCUCUUGCGUGACAAAAGAUGGGAAGAGGUCAGAGGCGUCCUGACUUCCGUUUUCAGUCCUGAAAAGCUGAACGAGAUGAUCCCCCUCAUCAGCCAAGCCUGUGACCUUCUUCUGGCUCAUUUAAGACGCUGUGCAGAAUCAGGGAAUGCAUGUGACAUGCAGAGGUACUACCGAGCCUUUGCCACCGACGUGGUAGCCAGUGUCGCCUUCGGCACCCGAGUGGACUCGCAGAAGGAUCCCGAGGACCCCUUUGUGCUGCACUGCAGGCGCUUCUUUGCCUUCAGCAUGGCCAGGCCCCUCCUGGUCCUGAUCUUAUCGUUUCCAUCCAUAAUGGUCCCACUGGCCCGGAUUCUACCCAAUAAGAACCGAGAUGAACUGAAUCACUUUUUUACGGAACUCAUUAGGAACAAGAUUGCCUUGCGGGACCAGCAAGCUGCAGAAGAGCGGCCCAGAGACUUCCUGCAGAUGGUCCUGGACACACGGUGCUCCCCCAGCUCUGUGGGUGUGGACAGCUUCGACCUCGUCCAAGAAGCCCUGUCCUCUGAGGCUUGCACGGCAGACACCUCCGCUCCCCGCCAGCCCCGGGCCCUGUCCCAGCCGCUCACCGUGGACGAGGUCGUGGGCCAGGCCUUCCUGUUCCUCAUCGCUGGCCACGAGUUCAUCAGCAACACGCUCUCCUUCGCUACCUACCUGCUGGCCACCAACCCGCACUGCCAGGAGAAGCUUCUGAGAGAGGUGGACCUUUUCCAGCAGAGGAAGGUGGCCCCUGACUAUGGCAGCCUCCAGGAAGGCCUGCCCUACUUGGACAUGGUGAUCUUGGAGACCCUGAGGAUGUACCCACCAGCCUUCAGCCUGCAGAAGGACAGAAGCAAGGCCACAAACGUGCCAGGCAAAGGGUUUGUGGAUGAAUGGGGAAAGUUCACGCGGGAGGCAGCACGGGACUGCAAGGUGCUGGGGCAGCACAUCCUCGCUGGCACUGUGCUAGAGGUGGCUGUGGGUGCCCUGCACCACGACCCCGAGUUCUGGCCACAUCCUGAGACCUUCAACCCUGAAAGGUUCACGGCAGAGGCGCGGCAGCAGCGGAGGUCCUUCACCUACCUGCCCUUCGGUGCAGGGCCCCGGAGCUGCCUGGGGGUGCGGCUGGGGCUGCUGGAGGUCAAACUGCUACUGCUCCAGAUCCUGAGCCGAUUCCGCUUUGAUGCCUGCUCCCAGACUCAGAAAUUGGCAGUGCCUGUGACAACCAGAAGACCUGGGCCCGGCUACCGGUCCUGAGGAGCACGUUGGAACCAGAAGGAAGGAUGUCAGGCAGAGCCAAGUACCUCUGCAGCUAGAAUCCACAUCUGCUUUAAGUCCCAAAAACGGCGUCUAUAUCAAGCUUGUACUGCGCUGAGGCAGAAGCAGCUGGGAAAGAGAAGGCAGCUGACGGCUGUACAGUGUACCAGUCAGUGUUUUGAGGGCACUUGGGAUCGAGAAAACCCUUAUCUUGUGAUGCAAGUGAUGGAGAGUGUGGCGUGCAUGCAGUAAAGAGCUGAUGUGAUGUCUAAAUGCUUAAUAAACAUUGGUCACACUCGGUA